UUGGGAUGGUACUUACCUUGUACUGUCCUUUUGGGGUCUCCUUCAAAGAAACAAAACCUUCUCAUUCUCAUUCUCUCUGUUGAAUCCCAAAAACCUUAUUCUCCCAUUUCCUCUGAGUGAUUAGAUAAAUAGAGAGAGAAAGUGAUUAACUUUGUGUGUUAUUCUGGCAUCACUCUAGGAAACCAAUCAACCAUGUCUCUUGGGUAUGCUGAGAAACUUUCCUUCAUAGAAGAUGUAGGCAACGUUGGAAUGACUGAACAUUUCGACCCAUCUACCAUUUUGCGUGAAAAAAUAGAGCAACUCGCUGUUAUGAUUAAAAAGAGUAAGCAUCUAGUAGUGUUUACAGGCGCAGGAAUAUCAACUUCUUGUGGUAUACCUGAUUUUCGAGGUCCCAAGGGAAUUUGGACGCUUCAGCGUGAAGGUAAAGCCUUGCCGGAAGCAUCAUUACCAUUUCACCGUGCGGUGCCAAGCUUGACUCACAUGGCUCUCGUUGAAUUAGAAAAGGCUGGUAUUUUGAAGUUUGUUAUCAGCCAGAAUGUCGAUGGUCUCCAUCUUCGAUCUGGAAUACCAAGGGAAAAACUGUCUGAACUGCACGGGAAUUCCUUUAUGGAAACUUGCCCUUCUUGUGGAGCUGAGUACUUUCGAGAUUUUGAGGUAGAAACUAUUGGUUUAAAGGAGACAUUGCGGCGCUGUUCAAAUGCAAAAUGUGGAGCAAGACUUAAGGAUACAGUCCUUGACUGGGAGGAUGCGUUGCCUCCGAAGGAGAUGAACCCUGCAGAGAAGCACUGCAAACAGGCAGAUAUAGUGUUAUGCUUAGGGACAAGUCUGCAAAUAACUCCAGCCUGCAACUUGCCUCUUAAAGCACUUCGUGGCGGAGGUAAAGUUGUCAUUGUAAAUCUCCAGAAAACCCCAAAGGACAAAAAUGCCUCUCUAGUCAUUCAUGGGUUUUCUGAUAAGGUGAUUGCAGGUGUCAUGGAGCACCUAAAUCUGCGGAUUCCUCCUUUCAUCAGGAUUGACCUUUUCCAGAUUAUUGUAGUGCAUGCUUUGAGCAACGAUAAAAAAUAUGUGAACUGGACACUCCAAGUUGCAAGUUCGCAUGCCCAGAAAGCAGCAUUGCCUUUCAUCAAGUCUGUUGAGGUUUCCUUCUCGGACAAGGAAGGUUUCAAAGAAGCCAUUCUGGAUAAGCAUCCAUUUCGGCUUAAAAGAAGAACAGCAUAUAACAAAACAUUUGAAAUGGUUCUAAACCUCAAUUUUGGCGAUGGCUGCGGUUGCUCGUCCCUUGAAGUUGAUGUCCCGAUUGAUUUUAUGAGUUCAACUGACUGCUUCAACUUCGACAAGGAUGUCAUAUUCCAAAAGCUGAGAGACAAGGCAGUCAUCGAGUCAAAAUGCGGUCAGAAUGCCGUUAUUGAGAGAAAAACCACCUCGUCUCCUAGAAGCGACAUUACUACCUAUGCAGUUGUAACUAAUCUUGUUCAUUACAGCAAACCAGUCCCCGAUUCUCUAACCAAUGGUGAUCAUAAAAAGAGAAAAGAUCUCAUGAUCGGUACAGGCUCGUCUUGGAAGCGUUCAAAAGUUUCUAAGGGUAAAUCCAUAUCAAAGAAGGAAUGAAGUAAUAGAUAGAAAGAGGUAGGUUCUGUAAGUAUGAUACCAAACAUUAGAAAACUGACAGGAUUGACAAAAUGUAGAGACUGAGUGAAUUUUGUUAGAUGAUACACUCAGUCCUUCCCUAAAUGGUGGCCAUGAUGCUGAAAAACUUUUUUGUACAAUAACUAAUUAACUGAAUAUAUAUAUAGUGUGUAAUCUUGGUGUGGCUUUUGUAAUGUUUCUUUGGAUAGUUUGACAAAUGAUGAGUAUAAAAGGUAUUUAUUUAUUUCUUUGUAGAGGCUGUGUUUGAACUGGAUGCAUGUGUUUCCUUAUCGAUUAGCGUGGUUGGUAUGUUAUCUUUGUAGAAUUUCCAUUUGCUCUUGUAGUUGUGCUUGCAUCUGUUGUACAUUCUGGAAUCUGAGACUUUCCAAGGUAGUUGAAGUUUCAGUAACAAACAUGUUGAGGGUGUUGGUUGCACAGGUGGUGAAAAGGGUGAAGGUGGUGAUGUUUGGACAAGAGGUGAAAGGGGUGCAGGAGAUGUGAGAUAUACAUAUGGUUGUUGUUGUACAUGGGAUUCUUAAGGUGCAAGUGAUGGUUGUUGCAGAGGUGAAGAUUGAGGUACAAGUGAGGUUGGUGUGGAAGUGUUCUUAUGUUCUUCAAUGAGAAGUGCAAGAACAUCUCUGAACUUUGCUCAUUCUUAGUAAAAAUAAUCUUUCCUACUUCUAAGCACUUGAUUACAUUAGCAAUGUACUUUUUCCUUGAUUUAACCUGGAUACCCAUCCAGAGGAAGUGAUCUUAUUGAGAGUGUAAUCAAUAAAUAUCCAAAAAAAAAAUUGGGGCUGCUCUUUCCAUCCUUAUAUUCUUAUAUGUUUUUCUUCAUUACCGUGAAAAGUCACAACUAUUCCUAGCUUCCGGAGAUGUAAAAUCACAUCAACAAAGGCGUUGCAAGUGAAAUAUUCCUUUUUGCCCAAAAAUAUGUUCAGAAAUGCAUUUUCGAAUUUGGCGAUACAUCUCUAUAAAGUCUUGCAUCAUGAAAAUUUAAUACUCUGAACACUUACUUGUUUCACUCGCAA
Molecule: messenger RNA, 2657 nt
Organism: Vicia villosa (hairy vetch)
Lineage: Eukaryota; Viridiplantae; Streptophyta; Magnoliopsida; Fabales; Fabaceae
Product: NAD-dependent protein deacetylase SRT1-like
Exons: 14
Coding region: 193-1608 (471 amino acids)
Molecular function (GO): NAD+ binding
Source: RefSeq, a predicted model, not a curated record